GUAAGUGAGCGGAGGGCACAGACUGAACAUGGUGACCUGUAGCAUGAGAUGUACGGAGGAGCGGCUGCUGGGAGCGCCAUUAGACUCCGGCAAAAGGAAAAGGGACAGUGUAUCCCCGGGGGACGCCACACCGGGUGACAGAGGAGAGGGGACCAAGAGAGCCAAGUAUUCCCGGCACAGGAAGCAGAGACUGGAGCUGAGGAGCUGCGAUUCCGGGGUGGCCGAUCUGUAUGAGACUCCGAGCCCUUCCCCAGUCGCCCCCUGUCCGACCUAUGAGCCCUGGGACACCUGCCCCCCCAUGUCCGAUAGACUCGGCCUGCAGAGCUUCCGGGACUAUGGGGAGGGCUGCUACCUGUUCAACAAAAGCCUGGAAGACAAGUUCCUUACAGUGGAUUGCUUGGCUCAUCAGCCCCAGAUAAAGGCAGAGUCUCGCUGUAGACUCAUCAGCUGGCUGAUCCCUGUACACCGACACCUUAAACUUGGCUUUGAAUCCCUUUGCCUCGCAGUCAGUAUCUUGGACAGAUUCCUCGCCUGCACGCCAGUUGCAUCCGACUGCUUCCAGCUUGUGGGUGUCACUUCUCUCCUUAUUGCAUGCAAGCAGGUGGAGACCCGGCCCCCACGUGUGAAACAGCUGCUCGCUCUGUGCUGUGAUGCUUUUUCCAGGGAGCAGUUGUGCAAUUUGGAGUGCAUCAUCCUUCUCAAGCUGCACUUCCGACUUGGAGCCCCCACUAUAAACUUCUUUCUGCAGCACUUCUCUCUUCUGAGAGUGACCAGUAUGGAAUCCUCUGACACCGAGCUGAGUGAAGCCACCAAGUCCCUAACUGUUGCUAGAGGCAUUGCAGAACUGAGCCUGGCAGAUUAUGCUUUCAACUCCUACCCUCCAUCCCUCAUGGCUGUGUGUUGCCUGGAAAUAGCUGAGCGUAUGCUGUGCCACAGGAACCCAAUCAGUGUGCGGGUCAGUGGCUAUCAGGAGAGCUUAAUACAGGAGUGUGUGGGCAAGAUAGACUUACUUGUCUCCUUAAACCAAGACUCCUUGCAUCGCCUGCUGCCAAGUCAGUUUGCUGUCAGGAGUAUCAAAGUGGAAAACUGAGCUGAUGGGACUCUCUUUACCUUCUGAGACUGAUUUCCAUUUUGUGUGAAGCUAAAGCUAAACCUUAGCAAGCUAACAUGACCCUCUUAGUAAAGUGCUGCUAUGUGUUCCUCAAGGAUAAUUUAACCAUUUCAGGGGCAUUAAUACAAUGAAGUACUUAUAUCAUAAAUAUUAAUUGAAGGUAUCCUCGUCUAGCAGUAUUGCCUUUUAACUAAAGACUUGAAUUUGUUGUUUUUUAAUGCAACUAGCUUAAUUUAUUUUUAGUGCAAUAUUUAUAUUCUAAACUUUACUAGAAACUAAAUGUUUUACUGCUGUUGUGUUUAAUAAUGGUUUGCACUGAUAACCUUUGGUUACGCCACUCUGUGUUAUUUGUAUAUACUGUACAUAAUCUGGUACAUGCGCUGCGUUGGCUUAUGAGCGGCCAGGAGGUGCUGAUAUGGAUAUGAAGAUUGUUCUACUUGAUUAAAAUGUUUAACAUG
Messenger RNA from Xenopus tropicalis (tropical clawed frog), 1569 nucleotides. It is a transcript of the gene ccno, whose product is annotated as cyclin O. Gene Ontology annotation, biological process: cilium assembly; multi-ciliated epithelial cell differentiation. The record is from RefSeq and is marked provisional. Lineage: Eukaryota; Metazoa; Chordata; Amphibia; Anura; Pipidae. Gene Ontology annotation, cellular component: cytoplasm.